This is a messenger RNA of Xyrauchen texanus (razorback sucker), 2991 nucleotides long. RefSeq names its product gastrula zinc finger protein XlCGF8.2DB-like. Gene Ontology annotation, molecular function: DNA-binding transcription factor activity; RNA polymerase II cis-regulatory region sequence-specific DNA binding. Bases 191 to 1264 code for a protein of 357 amino acids. Gene Ontology annotation, biological process: regulation of transcription by RNA polymerase II. NCBI's taxonomy places the organism in Eukaryota, Metazoa, Chordata, Actinopteri, Cypriniformes, Catostomidae. The transcript is spliced from 2 exons. The record is from RefSeq and is a predicted model, not a curated record.
AUGACGAUGAUGACGCUGAAGCUUUUUCGCGUUGAAUGAGAAUAAAUGUGUGACUUUCAUCUCUUUUAUUUCUUCAGUGAUUUCACAAGUUUUAUUUCCGGUGUUUAUUUUCGGCGGGAUAAUUGCGAGUUGUCUGUAACGCAGUAAAACUCCAGCAAACAAGUGAAAUUUGUGUGACUCUGUUGUAAAGAUGUUUAUUAAAGAGGAGAGUGAAGAUAUGGCUUAUCCAGAAGCAUGCAGAAUUAAAACCGAACACACUGACGAACAAACAGAGGAAAAUCAAGAGCCAAUUGAAGUGAAAGAAGAAAGUCAAGAACUGAUUGAAUUGAAGGAGGAACAUCAGAAUCCUCAUUACAUAACUGGAGAAACAUCUGUGAGUUCCUCACAGACUGGGAAGAAUUCCUCACGAAACAAAACUCAAGCCAAAAAUUCCUUCACAUGCCCAUACUGUGGAAACAGUUUUAAACAAAAACAAAAUCUUAACAAGCACAUGAGGAUUCACACUGGAGAGAAGCCUUUCAUGUGCCAUCACUGUGGAAAGAGUUUCACACGGAAAGGAAGUCUUACCCAGCACAUGAAAAUUCACACUGGAGAGAAACCUUUCACGUGUCUUCAGUGUGGUAAUAGAUUCACACGGAAGGAAAAUCAUAACAAGCACAUGAAAAUUCACACUGCAGAAAAGCCUUUCACAUGCUCUCAGUGUGGAAAGAGGUUUAGUCGGAAAGAUGGUCUUAACAUGCACAUUAAAGUUCACACUGGAGAGAAACCAUUCAUGUGCCUUCGGUGUGGUAAUAGUUUCAUGUCUAAAGCAUACCUUAAAGUGCACAUGAGAACUCACACUGGAGAAAAGCCAUUCACUUGCCGUCAGUGUGGAAAAAGUUUUGCAAAUGGAGGAAACCUUUAUGCGCACAUGAAAAUUCAUACUGGAGAGAAGCCUUUCACAUGCCAUCAGUGUGGAAAAAGUUUUAGUCGUAAAGAGGGUCUUAACCUGCACAUUAAAGUUCACACUGGAGAGAAGCCGUUCACAUGCCUUCAGUGUGGUAAUACUUUCAUGUCUAAAGUAUACCUUAAAGUGCACAUGAGAACUCACACUGGAGAAAAGCCAUUCACUUGCCGUCAGUGUGGAAAAUGUUUUGCAAAUGGAGGAAACUUUUAUGCGCACAUGAAAAUUCACACUGGAGAGAAGCCUUUCACAUGCCAUCAGUGUGGAGAGAGUUUUGUCAAGAGAGGAGACCUUAAUGAUCACAUGAGAAUUCACACCUGAGAGAAGCCUUAUCCUUGCUUUCAGUGUGAAAAAAGUUUAAUUAAUGAGGAAACAUUCAUGUGCACAUGAGAAAUCACACUGAAGAAAAACCUUAUACAUGCCAUCAGUGUGGAAAGAGUUUCAGUCGGUCAAGGGCCUAAAACAACAUGAGAGAUUGCCUCAUUUUAUGCCUGGAGUCAAGGGCAUGGUUUUUGUUUGAAUUUUUAGGGUCUGGGUAGUUUCAUUACAGCACAUUACACAGUGCAUAAUAAUUAUUUACAUUAGAUAAAUAUAAAUUGAUAUUCAUAGCAUACUUUGUUCUUCAAAUUCAUUAAUAGCAUACAAGUAUUUGUGUAUUGUGUAUCAUAUAAAACAUUCUUCCCUAUUACAAAGUCUAAAUUCUUACCUGUUCAUAUGAAAUGUCUGCUUUGAUACAAUCCACGCUGUGAUAGCCAGAAAAGAACAACUAACCAUUUCUUUGAACACCUUUAACUCUUCCAUUGAAUACAUGACUUGUAUUACACAUGCUAUAGAUAAUUUAAAGAUUUUACCCUUUCAAAGCUCCCGCAGUGAAUGAUAAAGUCUUUGAAUGAUUAGGGCAUAUGGAUGAUCACUUCUGAAUGGAACACACUUUCAUUAAAAAUAACAACGGGAGGCACUUAAUUCAUAGAGACUUUAACACAAUUACUAAGCUCCACAAGUUAUUUACUUCUACAUUAAGUAAUUUAGCAGAUGCUUUUAUCCAGAAGGAAAAGACAAUACAAGUAUUUUAUGAUAAAAAAAAAAAAUUCUUAUGGCAUUAAACAGUUUCUUGCGUAGAUGCACAGUAACAACAACAUUUAUGGAAAAGUCACUUCAGGGAAUUGUUUUAUGUUCAUUGAGAAAAUAUGUCUCAUUUAAAGGAUCCGGUACCGGAAGUGCUUCAGGAUCAGUAGCGUUCGAAUACCUUUGUUAUUGUUUACAUAUAGCUAAAUGGUAGUAGAAUAUUUACACGGCUCCUUUAAGGUAUUAAGGCAUAAUUUUCUGUAAAAUUAUUUGUGAAACAUGUAUUGGGAAUGGUACUACCAAAAAAUAAAUUGACUUGAUCUCGGAAUUUUCAGUAGUUUUUGUUUGUUUUAUUUCUUGAAUGACAUAUUUACAUGAUAAACUGUUCCUCCUCUUCACACUGGCCUACCCUGUGGUAUACCACUGUUGACUUUAGGAUGUUCACAUCGAAAGCUUCACCUGAACUCAAAACAUUCAGAAAUCAACAACAGUAUCUAAACAAGAACAGCAUCCCAAACGUGAAGCAUGGGGGAGCAGCAUCAUGUUGUGGGUGUGCUUUGCUGCAGGAGGGUCUGGUGCACUUCACAAAAGAAAUGGCAUCAUGAGGAAAACAAUUAUGUGGACAUAUUGAAGCAAAAUCUCAAGACAUCAGCCAGGAAGUUAAAGCUCUGUCACAAAUGGGUCUUCCAAGUGGACAGUGACCCCAAGCAUACCUCCAGUGUUGUGGCAAAAUGGCUUAAGGACAACAAAGUCAAGGUAGUGGAGUGGCCAUCACAAAGCCAUGACCUCAAUCUGAUUGGUAUCAAUCUGAAAAUUUGUGGGCAGAACUGAAAACGCAUGUGUGAGUAAUGAGGCCAACAAACCUGACUCAGUUACACCAGUUCUGUCUGGAGGAAUGGCCAAAAUUCCAGCAACUUAUUGUGAGAAGUUUGUAGAAGGAUACCCAGAAUGUUUCACAAGCACUGGGAAUGUGAUGAAAGAAA